Molecule: messenger RNA, 2418 nt
Organism: Lineus longissimus
Lineage: Eukaryota; Metazoa; Nemertea; Pilidiophora; Heteronemertea; Lineidae
Product: proton channel OtopLc-like
Exons: 5
Coding region: 220-2328 (702 amino acids)
Biological process (GO): proton transmembrane transport
Cellular component (GO): membrane
Molecular function (GO): proton channel activity
Source: RefSeq, a predicted model, not a curated record
UCUUAUGACAGCUCCCGAUCCCCACCCCCCACCCCCCGCACGAAAAAGUAUUUGCCGGCAAAAUCGGUGGAGGGCCUGCGACUCCAGCAAACCAUUAACCUUAUUGACGGAUCUUAGAAAAUAAUGAGAUUUUUUUUUUCUUAUGAGCAAAUUGCAGUUUAUUGAUAAAAUCAUAUUUAAAAUUUUCAUCUAAUUUUCAGCUCGCAAGCUGUUCGUGGAAUGAGUCAGCUCUACGCUCUCCUUCUAUGUGUGAUAUCCGCAGGUUUACCUGUGGCAGCCAUUAUGACGGACCACGUGACAUCCGUUGUCCCCUCUAUAUAUUUCACAUUCCUAUUCGUUGUGGGAACCGCCUAUCUCCUCUACGUUCUUCUCUACCUCCUGCGAGGAUCUUCCUCGAAAAGUACUUGGAUGACACCUCUUCCUAUGGUGUCGCGUCCCUCAAGGCCAAUGCGUGAGAACCACCUUUCAUCCUCCCCGGUGGGUACUUUGAGGAGGCCGGGGAAUACGUACCGGAUGCGAUCGAGGAAUGACAGCAUUCCAGGGCACGAAGUCUGCGAAGAGUCAGUGAACUCAAGCACCAGAGAAAAACCAAAGACCCAUACGACAGGGACUUCUGGUGUGACAGGAAGUAUGGGAUCUGACUGCUCCUAUUCUCGUCGGUGUAGUGCCACCAGUGCCCUCCAGGAGGUCGAUGAGGACAUCGAGUUUAUUAAUCCACUCAGCGGCCUCGAAAGCGAGGUACAGCGGCUCCGCCGCGAUGAAAGUGAUGCUGCUUGGACAGCCUGUGAGCGCAUCUUUGAAACUAUGGACCCCGACAGACGACCCAGAAAGCCUUCUAUCUCAUCAUCUCUAACAUAUUGUACUGCUUUUAAAGACGAACUUGCUGCAAAUACGUCAGAUUUUAGGCCGGAGAAAGUAUUUAGGGAGAAUGAUGUUCGAAUCCAGCGAUCGCGACGGGUGACCGUGCUUAGUUCCGAGGAGGCGCAUUCUCCGGGCUUUUAUCAAAGAAUUGGUGCAAUAUUAUUCGGUACUGGUACCGUCAUCAGCUGCGCCCUCCAAUCGGCGGCAGCGGUUGAAGCCAUCAUGAUAUGCCCGGAUCUCGAGAACGAUCACCACAGGUUUGAACUCCUCGCUCACACAUCACAGGCUGUCUUUACAAUGCUUCAGCUCUUCUUCUUCUUCAAACAUUCAAAGAUUUCUAUCAACCACCAUAAAGCGCUGUCAAGAUUUGGACUGAUGCAUCUAGUUGCGACCAAUGUGGGUGUGUGGUUGCAAACGCUGGUCCGGGAGUCGGUCCACAGUUCACAUCACCAGGAGUCUCAUGAUAACGAGGUUCAUGACGACGUCAUUGGCGGAAAUGUGACCACAGCACAUGACCGCGUCAGGAGGGAAGCUCAAGGAAAUGUGGACAUUGGUCACUUUCCAAAUAGCAGUUGUGCUGGUCCCCCAACACUGGGAGCCAUUAUGAGCGUCGCCACACCCUUCCUUUACCCGUUCGUCAUCGAGUACAGUCUCAUUGCUGCGGUAGCGACAUACGUCAUCUACACAAACAUCGGCUUGGCGAAGAAGUCAAGCCAGGAAGAGACCAUGACACCCUUGGAUCUAAUGGGGCGGGAAAUCAACCUCAAGACAGGAUUCAGCGUGGACUGUCAUCGCUCCAGCAAAGGUCUAUUUCUCGGUAUAGCGAUUGUCGCAACUGUUGUGACGACUACAGUAAUGUUCAUGGUGUUCCACGAGCAGCACGAAAUGCGCCACGUGGGCAACAUGAUGUACUAUUACACAGACUCUGGCUUACUCUUCAUAGCGUUCCUAGGAGUCAUCUACACCGCGUUCCAGGUGAAGAAACUCACUUUUGUCCAGAAUGCCAGCAACGGUCCCGAUGAGAUUCUGUUGUCUGUGGCACUGGUUGGAGUGUACACGUUUGAUGUUCUCAGCCUGGUCUGGGCGUUUUACACCCACGACCUCCACAAUAUCUUCGCGGCUUUAGUGAGACCAUUACUCUCUUCUGUCCAAGCAACCGUCCAAGUGAUCUUCAUACAGGAUGGCAUCCGCAGACAAUCAACAGACAUCGAUCUUCUGCUGAGGAAACCUGGGCAGGAAGGUGUGAUAUUUCUUCUCAUGACCAACGUGGCGCUAUGGAUCCUCUACACGUUUCAGACGCGGACUGUUUACAGUGACCCAGAUGGAUAUAGGUAUUUGCUGAGUCAAGUCUGGUUGAUUGUCACUUAUAUUUGUACUCCUCUCGUCAUUUUCUUUAGAUUUCAUUCCACUGCAUGCUUAGCAGACAUUUGGAAAAGUGCUUAUAACAGAAAGAAAAAGCAUCACUGACAUGGUGCUUCGUACAAAUUUGCUUUAUUUACCGCAAUGACAACUUGAAACUGUCAAAGAACUGCAUUGACGGGUGAAACCGUUUCUGAA